This is a messenger RNA of Fusarium sp. VM40, 2358 nucleotides long. The record is from the annotation of a GenBank genome assembly. Lineage: Eukaryota; Fungi; Ascomycota; Sordariomycetes; Hypocreales; Nectriaceae.
AUGGAUGUCAUCGACGGAUCGCACGAUCCUAACUUUCAUGCAGUGCUGAAGCAAAUCAGGGAUGACGCCGUCAAAGCCUCCAAGAAGAAGGGUCGACUUGUCACAGAUCACCCCGAAGCGAAAACACUCAUCGACCGAUUUUUCGCCAAAUUGCUGGGAAAGUCUAUUCUCACGCCCUCGUUAUCGCCCUUUGGAAAGAUCGUUGAAGAGAUCAUCGGAGACUCUAACCCGUUCCCUAACGCAAAGAUGGUUGACGACCACUUCAACGUACCUCCCAUCACCCAAGUCAUCAUACCUUACCCUCCCUGUAUCCUCUCCGAGAAAGACUUGAAGUUCAUCAAGAUCUCCGAGAUGAGACUCCAGAGCCGUCACCGCGGCAGGAAGGUCCUCAUUCACCUUAUCUCGCCGCCAGACCGCAACGAUGCAGUUAUGGCCAUCGCCGAAGACGAGGAGGGUACAGCCGUUUUGCUUCAGAUGUACCAACAGCCCAGUGAGAAGCUGGUACCGUCUAUUCAGAAUAUUCUCAACUACACAUUCUGCAUCGUCAAAGAACCUGUCUUCAAGCAGUCCUUCGACAACCCUUUUAAUAGCCCCCUCCAGAUUCGAAGUGCCUACUAUUCUUUGAGAAUCGACCACCCCAGCGACAUCGUCGGCUUGAUUGAGGGCGAUGAGAGAAUUCCCGAAAAGUGGAGAGGUGAAGCUCGCAGCGAAAACGAGAGCAGUCUAGGAUACCGCCAGGACGGUAACGCUUGCUUUCGCCGCAUGGAAUUCAUGAUGGCCCAACGCUCGUACUCCUCGGCUCUCGACACCGCCCAAACUCCCCUAGAGAAACAGCUGGCCUACCUCAACCGAUCGAUAGCGAACCUCAAACUCGAUCGACCGGCCAAAGCACUGUUGGAUGUCACUCGCGCUUACAAUCCCGCCAAGCCUACCGAGAAGCCUAUGCUACGACACGCUUACGUCCUCUACGAUAUGGGGAAGUUUGAGCAGUGCAAGGCGACACUCCAGACUUGCUUGGAAGCAUUCCCCAAGUGCCAAGCAGCGCAAACGAAACUGCAGAGCGUCAAGUCAAGACUUCACGAACAGCGCACAGGCAAGUACGACUUUAAGGAUAUGUACGAACAGGCCAAGGCGAGAACCCCUCCUCUGAUCGACUGCGCUACCUUUUCUACUCCUGUUGAGAUCCGCGACUCGCCUGGUCGUGGACGCGGGCUCUUCACAACCAAGGCUGUGUCGGCGGGGGAUUUGCUGCUUUGCGAGAAGGCCUUUUCGUACUCCUUCAUUGACGACACGCGACUUGAGGAUGACGUCACCUGCAUGGUGAAUCUGUCGAACAAGCGAGUCACACUUGGCGCAUCUGCGGAUUUGUGGCCCCAGGUCGUUCACAAGUUGCAUCACGACCCGGAGUCUCUCUCUGCGUUUGAAGAGCUUCACCAUGGGGACUUCAAGAAGACCAUUGUCUCUGAGUGUGAUGGGACCCCCGUUGUUGAUGUUUUCUUGGUAGAGAAGAUUCUCUCACUCAACUCCUUCGGAUGCCCGAGAACCAGCCGCGACUUCUGCAAGAGCCAUGUCUGGAGUGGCAAAGAAAGUGCCUCAACCCGAGAGAGACCCCUCUUCACAAGUGCCGGCAUCUGGCUCACUGCCGCUCGAAUCAACCACUCCUGCGUUGGCAACUGUCGACGCUCUUUCAUCGGCGACAUGCAGAUUGUCCGCGCCGCACGAGACAUGCCUGCCGGCACGGAGCUUCUUUUCCCCUACCGCCCAUCUGGUUCCUCGGAUUUAUACCAGCAUGUUCAACAGGAACUUGCCAAGUGGGGAUUUGAGUGUGCCUGCGAGCUGUGCAAGGACAGAAGCAAGACUAGCGAUGCCGUCGUGAAGCAACGCAGCGAUCUCCACCGAGAAUUCAUGAAGCAGCUUCCCGGCGACGAGCCUUUCGACUUGCCCAAAGCUACGCGACUGAUGAAAGGCGUGGAGAAGACGUACCGUGGCAAGCCUGCCAAGCAGAUCCGAUGGGUUCUCGCGGACGUGUAUGCGUACAUUGGGAUCCGCGCCAGACAGGAAGGAUACUUCGUUGACGCCGCCAAGAUGCUCAUCAAAGCCCUCGAGGCACACGGUUUCGUCAUCUAUGCCACCGAUCCUGGUUCGGUGACUGCUCAGCCCCGGUUUGAGGUCAAGCAUUGGGGAAUGAUGGAGCAUGUCAUCCCGUGGCUGUUCUUUCAGCUGAUUGAGUGCUAUGAUCAGGUGGACAUGGCGUUGGUGCCAGUCGCUGCGCAUUACGCAGAAGUGGCCUACUCUGUCAUUGUUGGCGAGAAGAUCUCGAUUUGGGAAGUCAUGCCAUCUACGGGCAACAAGCAGUGA